AUGCAGCGCGUCUGUGGCAAGGAUUGGCCGAGCCAGACGCUGAACCCGUGGGCGACUCCGGCCGCGUGCUCCACGCCCCUGCCACCCCGCCCGGUUGACCUUCUUGACCUUGACCCCUCUCGCGGGGACAGAGUUGCCUCCCCCGCCGCCGCUUGGUUGAUCCUGUGUCUCGGCCGUCAGGUAGGGAAUUUCCUGAGGCCUCUUCACCUCGUUGGCUGCGUUCUCCUGCUCCCAGGGUGGGUGUCUGCGUCUAUUAUCUCACCUCCUGGAUCCAGUUCGGAUGAUGAGGGCAGUUCGCUAGCCACAGUGCCCACUUUCAAUGCGGCGACCCAUGGAGCUGGUCGAGCCCCUCAUGUGCGUCCUGCUGGGCCCCCGCCGCCCACUCCGGCCAAUGCGCCACCGGUCGCAUCCCGCGUUCUCUAUUUGCAGGCAGCAACCCCUGUAGAAGAUUACUCCUUGGGUCAGUGGCCACCGGUUGGCCCUGCUCGGGCUGCUGUGUCUACUUCUGCCGUGACCACUGUGCAAAUCCAACUGUCCCAGUUUCAGCAUGGGGUUCGAGCGGUUGUUGAUGCCAUCCCUCCGGGUACGCCCAUCUGCAUACACAAUCCCUUCACGGCGCGUGCACAAUGCAGCUGGCUGGAAUAUCAUGCCGGGGUUGAGAUUUCGCCCUUUACUGUGUUUCAAGACCAUGCCAAUCACCGGGGGUGGAGAGGCCUUGCUCUCUUACAUCCACAACCGGAUGCCCUGGCGGUCCACCUUAUCGGCCAACCGCUUCAUCCUGACAAUGCUGCGGUCGGGAUUGUCUUGCGGGAUAGGUUGGUCCCUUGUUGUCUACCACGCUGCGUUCGGGCAUCCGCCUUACAUUCGCUCCAUGUCGGGGACGAUGUCUGCGAUCUCCACUUUUCUGGGCUGAUUCAUGAUGAAGCCGAUACCGUGCAGCUACGGGAUGGAGACUGUUUCGGUGCUCGCAUCAGACCCCCACGCCCCUCCGCUACCCGACCGGAGGUUGCCUAUGCCACGCCCGCCUCAGCCGCCGUGGGCGCGCCCGGUGCCGAGGAUCGAUCCUCAUCUAUCCUUGGCGCCCUCGGUUGGGCCGCUUCACCCCUAUGGUACCUUGGGCUCUUCCUUUUUGGGAGUGGAUGGCGUCAUGCAGGGCCGGGUUUGAUUAUUGUCUGCUUUGGCACCCUAGCAGUCUCUGCUAUGCAUCGCCCUGGUGGCUUUCCAUGGGGUGAGCACCCCCGUAAUAGAGAGCUCAGUGAUAUCACGGCCCACGACCCAGUUUAUGUUGUCUUGCAUAGCCCCUUCCUUGGCGCUUACCCUGCUUAUACCGCAUCCAGAGACACGCGCCACCAUGCCAUCUGGGCACAGUUCUUGAACGAUGAGCCUGCAUGGCCGGCAGACUUCUUCCCGGUGUGGCCGGGACCGGCAUUCAAUGAACUGUCGAUUGUCCCAAUCGGCGCCGACCCUGCCAUUGUUACUUUGAUGCUGCAGUGGCGAGGCCUCCCUCGUGCAAUCGUCGCCCCGCGGGUCAUGACAGUUAAGUGGCUCAUGUCCUUGAUCGCCCGCCUUGUCGGGCGAAAUGUGGGAGAAAUUGCUGUCCCACAUGGUCUGGCGGUCGCAGAAUUCUUCGAUGUGCCACCCGCCGCACUCAGGUUCCGCAACGGUGAUGUUGUGUAUGCACUGGAGGCCCAGGAUGCCGAUGAUGAGGCAAUGCAGGCUGUCGAACCAUGGCAUCUACAAGAUGGACUAGCAGCCCAGCACGUCCAGUUGGUUCAGGUCUGCAAUGUUGCGGCCCAGGUCCAUGUCAUUGUGGCCACACCGGGUGAGCGUCUCUGCCGAGUGUCUGACAGGUUUGUCUCCAAAUCCACUCUGGCAUCAUCGCUAAAUCUUGACCCCGCCUCGGUCUGCGUGGGUGGGAUACCGGCAUAUGCACUUGAACAGUCCUGCGAGCUCCGGAACGGAGAUGUUGUUUUUGGCAAUGUUGAACAGCUCGACAGCUCCGGCUCGGUGGGGCCACUGGCUCGUACCGUCCUGGCCGCUGUCCUGUGGACUGCCGUCACCCAUGGACCGGACCGGGUCGGCUGGAGCCUCUUGGCAAUGCUUGUGCUCGGCCAGUAUGCAAACCAGGAAGGUGCUCUUUUCGGAUGUCAAGCUAUGCAGCUUCAGGCCGUCCCUGUCGCCGCUGGACCUGAGUCGGCGGGGCCAGGAUUCCCUCGAGCAUCUGCUCCUCCCCGACUCAUGCAAGUCCACGUCGCCGACCCCUUUGCGGCAUGGACGGUUGUCCGGGUCGAUGAGUCCGAGAUCUUCCCCAGCCUCCUGGAGGUCUGUCCGGGCGCCCUGGCCUCCUGGCAUCGGGGAUUUGCCAUGGCUGACUCUGCCUCGAUGGGGCUGCCUGUGGCUGUUCCGCACCCUGGGCGGGGGUUAGUUUGCGUCCUGGUUGUCGGUCUUGGGCAACGCAUCUGUGUGUUCUUGCCUGCGUUUCUGACUCUCCGCGCAGCUGAGAGGGCAGUUGGCCUCCGUAUGGGGCAGCUUGUUGCCCUUCAGUUAGGUCCAGGUCUCGUUGCCGAGUCGAGACAACUGGGCGCUUUCCUUGCCCUUCGUACCGGGGAUACUUUGGGCGUUCGACUUGUCAGUACGCUUUCGUUCGCUGCGACACCUCCUCUGCCUCACUUUCCUACAUGGCAGCGUGCCCAUGCUGAAGGUGCGUGGAGGACCGACUUUGUGGUUGACCACCCCUCCUCCCUGCUCUUGUGGCGACCCAAUUGUCCCACCCGAUUACUUUGCUUUGGCCCUAAUCAACGCUGGAGUGCUGCUCAGGCGACCAUUUUAGGGGACGACACUCCUUUUGCAGAGGGACGGUGGACGCCCUGUGUCGGGCAUCAAGGAGUCAUACCAUGGCUCCUUUUUCAGGCCACCGAGCCCUCACAAGUCCAUGUCAUCCGCACUCACAGCUGCACUGAAUGCGUCGCUGUUAACCGUGAUGCUGCCUAUGACAUGUGGAUUGAUGGUUUUCAGGUCCGCCCGCCCACAGCUCGACCGGAAAAGAUCACUCGAGUCCGGGAAGGAGAUUGGUGGAUCAAGGCUGUUGCUAGCGGAGGGGGUUUGGUCUCUGGCGCAUCUAAGGGGUUCCGAUUCUUCCUCUUGUUGGCCAUCUCUCUGUAUCUUCCAGCUGGUUUGGCUGCCUCGUCUUCCGAGGGUUGCCGCAGCCCUGACUCGUCUGAGGCCCGUACCAUCAGGUCCCGCGGGCGGUGGGAUGCGCGCAGCCGGAGUCGAUCGCCACCAUCGGUUGCCCAUUUUCCCCCACGAAUUGAUUGGACCGAUGGCGAACCUUUCAUUCUCCAUGCUGGCUGGCGCCUCCACGAAGGGGAUGGCCUUACCGCCUUCGACCAAUGCUAUCUGCGUCCUGAUCAGGCCACCGUCCGCACAUUAUGUCCAAUCCUUGGAUGGAGCGCCGCUGAAGCUGCUGAUCUAGGCCGUUCCUGGACUUAUUUUGAUAGGAUUGGGCAACGGUUUUGUGGCAGCUGGUGCACUCGUUUCUUCCCAGUUCGAGGGGUUCGGCCACUCACAGAAGUCGUCCUGGCUCCGGUCGCUCCCUGCGGUUUGGCCACGGUAAUCAUUCAUACCUUAGAUGAGACCGGUGCUUUUCUCUUACCGGUCGACACCACUCCUGCUGCCAUUCAGGCGGCUGCUGCAAUACGCUCACCCCAGGUCAGGUCCUGGCAUCUUAUGCUUCCUCCGGCGCUACGCGCUGUGCAUGAACACCAGGUCAUUCGACUACGCAACGGGGACCUCUUUGGGCUGCAGCCCUGCCCUGGUCAGCCGGGUUACUCCCCGCGACCCACACUGCAUUUUCCUUCCCUUGAGGUCGCCCGUCAGGUUGCCAGUUGGUCCCUUCCCUUUCGUUUUGAUACUGGGGACACGGCGACAUUCUGGACCACCUCUAGCCGGGUAGGGCGCUCAGUCACUGUACGAGGCGGUGGGAUAUGGGACCCGCGCGGACCCACGUUUCGAAGUCCGAAUGGUCAGCAGAUGCUGGGUUCGUGGGUCCCGGUCUUGCAAGGGGGCCUCACACGUUUGCAUUUUGUCAGUCGGACUCUUCCGGUUGAGGCCUUGGUCCUUUGUUUGAUCCCACCUACUGACGAACCGAUAGGGGUUUUCCUGGCCGGCAUUUGCGCCUGCCGACCCCCCUUUGGCUGGAGACUGGUCCCUUCCAUUCGACGCAGCCGCGCCGGAGGAUCUCUCCGCGACGCUGAUGUCCUUGAGGUCGACCCUGCUGCGACUUUCACCUGGGAUCCCUUUGAUGGUCGCCCCCCGAUUCUUGCCGAAGAUACACCGGGUCAGGAUGAUCGUCAGGUUGAUCCGGACUCCUCUUGGGACCUCGGCUUUCCGGCUGCCAUCUCCGCUGCGUCCUGCGUUCUUCCCAAACGCAGCGUUAGUUGGGCCCUGAUCAUCUUUGGCCAGGAGAACAUGCAGGAUCUCACUGAGCAGGCCACCUUGGAAGUUGUCUAUGUUAGUAGUCUUAUGGCGACCUUCGGUGCGGCCACUCCGCUCUCGCAUCCCGGCGCCAGUCUCCUUUUUAUUCUCACCCCGGAAGUUCGUGCUGUUCGCACUCCGGCCGGCGGGACCAACACUGAGUACUUGCAUCGAGUCUGGAAUCCUGCUGGGAUGGUACAGGGGCCCUUUCCUGGGCCAUCGCACCGAUGCCCGGACGUGCUGCGCCACAGUAUCCCUGCAUGGGAUCAUUUCGCUCGAGUACGCCCGACCCAACAUGUUGCCUUCAUUGACUGGGUUCCAGUCCCUCCGGACCCGGACUCUGUGAUUGUGCUCCUUCACGGCGGAGUUAGCUCGCGUGCUGUUAUGCUGCCAUGGCGAGCUUCGCCCCAGGAAGUCUUAGAUCGUCUCCGUGCGUUCGCACCCUUGGCCUCUUCCGUCUCCGCCACUCCAGCUGCAUGGAGAGGCCUGUACCACGGUGGAUGGCAGCGAUUCCCACCCUGGGCUGGUGGAGCACCGGAUGAGGUCCUUAUCGCAACUGAUGGGAGCGGCACCCACUCCGGUGGUUGGGCCUUUGCAGCCUGGUGUUGUUGGAAAGGGUCUUGGUACCGUGUCGGUUGGGAUGCUGGCGCCCUGGGCAUGACCCCUUGGCUUCCCAGUUUGCCGGAAGGGGGCACGGAUCUCCGCUCAUACGCUGGGGAACUGAGUGCCCUAGUCUCGGCUGCGGCGUGGCUUACGGCUUGGUGGGACCACCUCCUUCUCCACACGGGUCACGCACCCAGGCAAGUGACUAUAGCAGUCGAUAACAGUGCUGCCCUGCAGGUCGCUUGUGGCCAUGCUGCGGCCACCCUUGUACAUUCUCAAGUUUGCAGGGCUCUUUGGCAGGGCGUCCAGUCCCGGUGUACCACUCACUUCCGCCAUGUCCCGGGGCACGCUGGGGCCCUGGUCAAUGAAAUUGUCGACGCGUUAGCAGGAUAUGCCAGCCUGCAUUCCAGGUGUGCCACAGCAGGUUGGUGUCGUUUGUUGCCAACCUUUGGGGAUACACUUGCCGCCUGCGCACCACUGCUGUGGCUCCUCCCGCGCGCCCAGCUUGGUACACAUGGCCUACACUGGCGGCCGGCGGGGUGGGAGCCACCGCCUGCACAACCACCUGUCGCGGAGAGUCGUCAGCCUCUGCCGUCUGCCCCUCCGACAGGCGAGCCUGACUGCCCCACUCCGCUUCGCAUCAAUUUCAGGGUUGUGCAGGCUAACAUCCAGACUAUUAAAGAUGUAGAUGUGUCCUUCUUCAACCGCGACGGCCAUGGUCAACGUCGGGUCUACCUUGCAAAGCAGUUGCAGGCCUUGGAUGUUCAGAUUGCGUUUCUCCAAGAGUGUCGUAGUCGGCCUGGCCGAUGGUCCUCUCACGGCUUCCUAAGCUUCCGCUCUGGUGCCGAAAAGGGACUGUAUGGGGUUGAAAUUUGGAUCCGCCCGGGUCUGCUACAGCCCGCCCUUUCGUUGGAUGACUUUCGGAUUCGCCAUGCCGAUCCACGCAUGCUGUUCGUACAGUGUCAACGUGCUGAACUACCGAUUACCCUUGUUGCGGCCCAUGCCCCACACUCGGAGAGACCGGAGGCGGAAGCGCGGCGGUUUUGGGGUGAUUUUCGAGUCCACUUGCUUUCGGCCUGUAAUCGGGGGACCGUGAUAAUCGGUGUUGAUGCCAAUGCUGACAUUGUAGGGCGCGACGAAGAUGAGAUCCUUGUCGGUGAUCUCCUCUCCCUGCGGCCCCCACGUCUGAAUGAUGACCUUCUCUUGGCGUGCCUGCACGAUGCCUCCUUGGCUGCGCCCGGGACUUGGGCAGGGAUUCACUCUGGUCCUACUUGGACAUGGCAACACACAGGCGGCAAGACCCAACGGCUAGACCACCUGCUCGUUUCAAGCGGGACCACGAUUCGGGCCCACCGACAGUUCCCUGAGUUCGAUAUUCUGAAUGGGGAAUCCAGGGACCAUACGCCUAUCACUGCCCUGAUUGAAGUCUGUGGGCGUCGCGGGAAGCGGGUGCAAUCACGUUGCCCAUAUGCACCCGCGAGUGGCGAUCAGGUGGCCUCUACGAUGUGGUCCCUGCUGGGGGACACCUUUUCAGGCACUUGUGACGAACAAGUACAACGGCUUUGCGACGCCCAUGAUGCUGCCGUCAAGCAGCUGCCCGCUAGGCCACCCUUUCUCCGGAGGCAGCCAUACCUCUCUGUAGCAGCCGAAGUACUGCUCACUACGCUCCGGGACGCACGGGCUGAGCUCCGACGAAUCUCGGCCCUCCAGCGAUUGCAGCUCUGCCGCCUUGCCUUUCAUUCGUGGCGACCGCAGACGCCUGGGGUUCCCAGAUGGGAACGCCACCAGACUCAGAUGCUAAGGGCUCAUUACGCCCACGUCUGCUUUAAACUGCGGGCCCAGGCCCAUGCGCAGGCCCGCCAGGACAAGCAGGCUUACUUCGAGUCGCUUUUGGUCGAUGCCAUUGACCAUUGGCACGCAACCGGGCGGCCUUCUGAAGCUGUUGCCAAGCUUUCGUGGGCCUCUAAGGGUGCUAAACAGAAGCGUGAUGUCCGAGCCGCCAGUGGCUUUGAUAUUGACGAACAGCUCCAGUUGCAGUUUCAACAACAGGAAGGGGGACGUCCUGUUUCUGAUGAUCAGUUACACCUAGCCUUUUCACACUGGGCCACCGUGCCACGACCUGCAUGCGCGGCGGCGGUGCCCACUCUUCUUGACGUCGAACAUAUGUGCAGGGCACAGCGACGGGGCAAGGCCCCCGGGCCUGAUCACAUUAGAAACGAAAUUUGGAAAGCCUGCCCGGACCGGGCCGGUCGCUGGCUGUGGCCCAUGUGGUUGCGCAUGGCAUGGGGAGAAGCCGAGCCCCUGCACUUCAAAGCUUCUAUUGUCGGGGCUCUGCAUAAGAAAGGCCCGGCCCACAUCCCGGCCAAUUUUCGGUCGAUUGCCAUGCUCAAUGGCGUCGCAAAGCUAUGGCACUCGCAGCUGCGAUCCACACUGGGCCAAGAAGUCAUUGCCCAUUAUUUCCCUACCCAACUUGGUGGCAGGAAGGGAAUCGAUACUGGCCUCGCUCUCAGUGUCUUCAGGUCCGCUGUUGACUUAGCUUCCGUCCGCGGGCACUCAUGGGCCGCAUUGUUUGUCGACAUUCAAGCCGCCUAUUAUGAAGCGGACCGACUCCUGCUAUUCCAAGGUCGCGAUCUUGAUUCUGCUUUGCAGGGGCUCCAGCUCCCCAGACAUGUACACAGGCUUAUCCAAGAUGGUGUGCUGACAGGGUUAGGCGUCCCCGAAGAUCAGGUCGCCCUCUUGCGUGACUGUGUUGAAUGUUCCUUUUGGCGGAUGGUUGGGCAACCGCAAGCUAUCAUUGCUAGCCGCGGCUCCCGGCCCGGCGACGGCCUGGCUGAUGUUCUUUUCGGAGCCCUGUUUGCCGUGAUCUUGCAGUGCCUCCAUCAUGCCCUUCGUGCUGAGGACAUUGUCCACACUGCCUCUGCCGAUGCCUUGGGUCAGCCCGACGCCUCGCUGCAGAUCGCGUGGGCUGAUGAUCUGUGUCUCCUGGUUGACUUCAUCCGAGCCGCAUGGGCUGUCACGAAGCUCCGUCGCUUGUGUGCCAUUGUGUUACAGGUGUUCGAAGCUUUUCGUUUCCGGGUUAAUCUUGGCCAUGGCAAGACGGAGGCCCUUGUCCACCUCCAGGGAGCUGGGGCCAAUGCCGCCAGGCAAGAGCUUCUGUCGCCUGAACCUUGCCUUGACCUUCCUGAUGGCAGAUCUAUCAGGGUCGUACCUGAAUACAAGUACCUCGGCGUUGCACAGCGGUGUCGUGACACCGGGCGUCGAGAUAUCGAGGCUGCAGCCGCCCGCGGCAAUGCUAUCUGGACCCAAGCAGCCGGGCUGGUCCACUCCCCCCACCUUCCGUGGCCCUUAAAGCUUGUUUGGCUGCAAGGGCGGACCCUUCCCGCCGCCUAUUCCUCGCUUGCCACGACCCUUGCUCGUUCUGAGCGGGCCUGGGGCCCUCUUCAUGGGUUUCUUGACAAGUGCCUCCGACAGCUCGUUGGGGCUUGGGAUGCUGGUCACCAUGUUGCCUCUGCCCAACUGCGAGCAUGUACGGGUAUCUUGGAUGUUGAAUGCGCCGUUAUCAUUGCCAGGGUCCGUCUGUUAUGCCGGAUUGUCUCCGGACGGUCAACAGAGGCAUUCGCACUUUUCGAAGCAAGCUGGGAUCGUGGCGGUGAUUGGGCCUCCUUGCUUGCUGAGGCGGUGCGUCGUGUCUGGCCUGCCUCCGGUCUCCCUGCGCUCCAGGCAGGGGAGCCCACUCUACUCGGUAUUCGGCGCCACCUCAAGAAGCUCCUUACAGCAUGUCGGAAAAUUAGCCGUUCAGGCACUAUGCUUCUAGCCCUUCAACGUGCCUGGAAGAGUCACGAGAGCCCCACGCCGAAGCGGGUCAUCGGCCUUGCCUCCCCGCGGAUUUGUUCAGAAUGUGGGGCGACACUUGCGUCGGCUCACGCCCUCGCAGCGCACAUGCACAGGUUGCAUGGCCGAGUUGCCUUGUGCACUCAAUAUACCCUCGGCACUGUCUGCCUGUGGUGUCUGACGGAAUUCCACAAUGCAGCUCGGCUUCGCUAUCAUCUGCUCAACACCCCUGAGUGCGAACAUGGCCUCCGCUGCUGUGUAGGGCCUGUCUACGAGUAUGGCUCUGGCACAAAACGACGUGGCAAGCAAGGCCACGCGCGUGCUCCAGUUUUUCGGGUUUGUGGGCCUUUGAACGCAACCGCAGCUCAACGCCUUGCUGCAGCUGAGGAAAGAUGCUGCACGGAGGCCGAGCUCUCGGCAGAGCUGAGUUUGCUUGCACCCGGGCCGGGAUUUGCUGACGGUGCCCGCUCUUCACCCGUGGUACCCUUCCGGCGCAACUCUGACAGUGUUCCUGCGUUCUCUCCGCCCGUGUCUGUUGCCGCCGGUCCUCCGCUUUCGCAGCUUGCGCCGCCUGCAGCGUCUGCCGCGUCGGCUGCCAAGCCGUCGCUGUUCCCUCGUCCAGCACCUGCACCCGGUGGGACUCUCGGAAGCCCGCUUGGCCUUGAUACCCGGAUCAUGUCCUUGUCUACUCUACCUCAUGUGGUGUACCGCUUCGUUGAGUUUCCUUCCGACUGUGAGACUUCGGUUUUGUCUUGCCGGUGGGAUGGUGUGCCACCCGCGAUUUGGUGCUUGCCAGACAGCUGGGCUGCAUGUUGGCGGAUGUUCUUGGCGCUUGACACGCAGCACCCCUGGUCGCCUGAAGUCUGGCGCCUCUCGGCCUUUUUACGCAAAGAGGAGCGACCGUCACCUUGCCCUGACGGGUGUGGUGCCGCUGGGUUUGGGCAUUUUGCUUCGGGUCGCAUCCUCUUCAUGCGGCGGAUGCUUACUUUCUUGCACCUUCUCCGCCAGGUGCGGUUUGGUGCCGUUCUUUGGAGUGCUCGUCCGCUCCCCGCUACCUUUUGGCAACUUCUGCGCCGUGCGUCGCCUGGUGCGGUUGGGACCUCGGCGGUUCCUGUGCUUGGUUUUGGCACUGUGUUCUGCCUGCCUGAGGUCGCUGCCCAUGCCUUGGCCCUUCUUGCGGUUGGGCGCCUGUCUGGCGCUUCUCCUCGCCGUUUGGCCUUCCCUCACCAGCUUCUGUAA
This is a messenger RNA of Symbiodinium sp. CCMP2592, 10146 nucleotides long. The record is from the annotation of a GenBank genome assembly. NCBI's taxonomy places the organism in Eukaryota, Dinophyceae, Suessiales, Symbiodiniaceae.